Drosophila teissieri is the source of this 1238-nucleotide messenger RNA. RefSeq names its product fumarylacetoacetate hydrolase domain-containing protein 2A. The transcript has a single exon. Gene Ontology annotation, molecular function: hydro-lyase activity. Bases 170 to 1186 code for a protein of 338 amino acids. The record is from RefSeq and is a predicted model, not a curated record. Lineage: Eukaryota; Metazoa; Arthropoda; Insecta; Diptera; Drosophilidae.
UACAAUUAGGUAAAACUUCAUUGUGUAGAAAUAAUUCAUCAAGCCGGGUACACUUAAAUGUUUUCUACAACAAGUUCUUAAGUUAGCUAUUUUAUAAUUAACGGGCAAAAUUUUCAUAAAGACUUCGCAAAAUUACACCAACAACUGAAUUGUCAAGACAGAUGAAAAGAUGUCUGCCUUUAUGCACCUCCUUCGCAACUUUUUCCCCAAGUGGUGUCUUCCACGUCCGGAAAAGCAUCUCAAGAACCACAUUUUCCGCCAGCUCCAGACGAACCACCCAACCGCCGCACUGGUGGCCAUCAAGCAGAGUGAACAAGUGCUGCCCAGGUGCAGGUUCAUGCAGUACCGCCGGGCCAAUGAGCAAGUGAAGCGACUGGGCAUGGUCUCCGAGGAUGGCAACAAGAUGGUGGAGCUAUCGAGCAUGACCUGCGCCGCCCCCAACAUGAUGGACUUCAUCCAGCAAAGGUACUGCAUGGUCAGCCUGUUGGACAGUGUGCAGUUCAUGAAGAUCGAGGAUGUGGACGCCGUCGAUCUCCGCCUGUUGCCGCCCAUCGAUUGUCCCGGCAAGAUCAUCGGCGUGGAUUGCAACUAUGUGGACAACUGCGAUGAGCAGCACAUCUCCAUCCCGCGGGAACCCAGUUUUCACGUCAAGUUCGCCUCCUCGAUAACCGGAGCUCUGGACAACAUUAGGGCGCAUAGUUUGGCCAAACACAUGGACUACGGCUGCCAGUUGGCCGUGGUUAUGGGCAAGAAGUGCCGUGAAGUGUCUGCCAAAGAGGCUCUGAAUCACGUAUUCGGAUUCAUGGUGGUCCAGGACAUCGUGGCUAGGGACUGGAAUGCUCCACUGGGCGGCCACUCAAUGGAUACUUUCCUGCCAUUGGGACCGACAAUUGUGCACAGGUGCCAUGUGCCAGACGUAAACAAUCUGUGGAUCAAGACAAGCAUCAAUGGCGAGGAGCGCCAGACGGGCAGCACCCGGAAUAUGAUUUUCAAGAUCGACUUCCUUAUUCACCGCCUAUCUCAGUACCUCACUCUCUGUCCGGGCGACAUCAUACUCACGGGAACACCCGCCGGAUCGGGUGCAUUCCGCCAUCCGUCGUGCUUUCUGAAGCCCGGCGAUCUCAUUGAGAGCGAAAUUCAAAAUCUGGGCAAAAUGUGCAAUAAAGUCGUUAAUUCUUAUUCUUAAGGAAAAUAUAUGUGUGCUGUCAAGUAAACAGACAAUCUGAAAAUCAAAAAAA